Messenger RNA from Nezara viridula (southern green stink bug), 231 nucleotides. Lineage: Eukaryota; Metazoa; Arthropoda; Insecta; Hemiptera; Pentatomidae. The record is from the annotation of a GenBank genome assembly.
AUGAGUUUGACGACAGAGCGAUGGAAGAGUGCCUCAUUCUCCGCCCUUCGCCGUCAAAGUCAAAGGCGAUUGGAUGAGAAGUUGUCAACCGCCGGGGUUGAGGUGGUGUUGGGCUCUAGAAUAGCUCUCGGCGACAGAACAUUGAAUGGUGCAACGUUUCGAACCUUUAUGUCUCCGCCAUCAUGGCCUGUUAGGAAAGUUAACAGAAUUAGUAUAUAAGCAACUAUACAU